AUAUUUCUAUGUGUAUUUUACAUUUACGCGUUAUUGAAUUUAACUUCAAAGCUACAGCCUACAACUGUUUUAAAUGACAGUUAGAAUUUUAGUAAUUAACUAUUCAACAAAUUAUUUUGUUUAAACACUUAAGUGCUUUUAGUUGUAUUGAUGGUUUUUGCAUAAUAUACAUUUUUCAAGAACAAAGUAUCUAAUAUGUAUACAAAAGAUUAUAUUUUAUCGACUACAACGUUUUACAAUGAAGAGAAUGGUUCUGAAUUGGCGAAUUUCUUUUCGUUAAGAGAUAAUUCAUCUAAAGAGUGGAACCUAAAAAAUUCUAUUGAGUAUCUUCAAAAAGUUGCCGAAGAUAAUGAACUUGAUUUUGAGGGUGAAAUAAUACUGCACUUAAGUGUCCUUAAAUCAAUAGGAGAAAAAAAAUAUGAUGAUGCUUUUAAAGGACAAUUGGUAAUUUUACAAAACAUUGUUAAAUAUCUUCAAUCUGAUAGUGAAAACUGGAUGGUGCCACUUGCUAAUACAGUUUGUGUUGAUCUUAGAUAUCUAUUAAAUGCGUAUUAUAAAUAUGAGUCCACAAGUAAAAAAUUGAAAAUGGAAAAAUAUAAUGAUUUUCAAAAAAAAUACAUUGAUAUAAUGAUGAUGUAUUUCCGUAUUUGUUCUAAUGACAUCCGAGCUCCAGCACGUCAAUCCAAGCGUUGGACAAUAAUGUUUAUUGUGAAUCAGAUGUUAAAAGUAUACCAUAAAAUCAAAAAAUUUCAUUUGACUACAGGUUUGACUAAAACUAUUUUCAUGUGUCCGGACAAGAAUACAUUUCCAAUAGCGCAUGCGGUUACCUUUUAUUAUUUUACUGGCUGUAAAGAGAUAUUUGAAGGAAAAUUUAAUGAUGCUAGAGAAAAUUUGACAAUUGCAUUUCAAGGCUGCCAUAAAAACUCAAUCAAAAACAAGACGUUGAUUUUGAAAAAACUUAUCCCAUUAAACAUGUUGCAUGGAAUAAUGCCAUCAAAACAUCUUCUCAAUAAAUAUAAUUUGGAUGCAUUUAAAGAUCUGACUGAGUAUAUUAAGAUGGGCAAUGUAAAAAAAUUUAGAGAAUGCAUUGAUGUUAAUGAAGUAUAUUUAAUGAAAUCUGGAAUAUAUUUGUUAUUGCAAAAAUUAAUAAAUCUUGUUUACAGAAACCUGUUAAAAAAAUUUUUCUUAAUAGCUAACAACCAUAUUAUACCAGUUGAGACUAUUACAGUAAUAUUGAAAAAAUUUGAUGAUCCUGAAACAGAUUUUGAAAAAGCACAGUCUUUAUUAGUUAACAUGAUUUACAGAGGAACACUCCGUGGAUAUUUAUCACAUGCUCACAAAAAAGUUGUAUUAAGUAAAAAAGAUCCAUUCCCCACUGGUAAACAAGUUUUUGAUAAAGCUACAAAAUCUAUUAAUGAAAUUGGUCAUAAUUAGUUUAAUUUAAUUGAUGUAACAUGUACGUAUUAUACUAUUAUUUCU
Melanaphis sacchari is the source of this 1479-nucleotide messenger RNA. RefSeq names its product PCI domain-containing protein 2 (gene PCID2). Gene Ontology annotation, molecular function: double-stranded DNA binding; RNA binding. Gene Ontology annotation, biological process: poly(A)+ mRNA export from nucleus; transcription elongation by RNA polymerase II; post-transcriptional tethering of RNA polymerase II gene DNA at nuclear periphery. NCBI's taxonomy places the organism in Eukaryota, Metazoa, Arthropoda, Insecta, Hemiptera, Aphididae. The record is from RefSeq and is a predicted model, not a curated record. The coding region runs from base 196 to 1434 and encodes 412 amino acids. Gene Ontology annotation, cellular component: transcription export complex 2. The transcript has 10 exons.